GACCGACAGAAAAUCACGAAACACCACGGUCAGGUUCCAGGUUGGUCAGGUUGGUCAGGGUAGCGGUGUCCCUCCCCAGACUCGAACCGAUCAGCUACCGAAUGCGAGUCUAGAACGUCUAGAAUGUUACCGCUAUUCCAACUCACUUCGUGCCCUUGAGUGUCGUGAUUAUUGAAAAAGAAAUCUGCUAAAAUUGUGGCUACACUGCAGUUUUAUGAACCGUUUAUGUUAUAGUACAUCAUGCCGGAAUCUAGUUUAAACGCGUCUCCUUGCCUUAAUCACUAUAAAAGAUGAAAAGUUUACGUAUUCCUUGCCCUCAUGACCCAAGUACUCUUCUUAUGGAGAACCUAAUGGGGAAAUAGUUGGCUUGAACUCAAUCCCUUGCACAUAGCAGAAAAAUUGACGCACUCCUCAGGGUUCUCUCUCAAACGUGAACACCUUUUGUAUUUACCAAUUUUUUUCCUACAACUCGCCUGUUUUGGAGGAGCAAGGUGGGAAUGCUUGACAGACGGAUAUGUGUGUGUAUGUAAGAAGACACACACACACACACACACAUAAAAACAGAUGACCAAUAACUGAGGCACGACAAAUAAGACAAUCUGUAUCAGUUCGUCAUGGUGGUGAUGUACAACUUCGUCUUCUGGUUCUCCACGAGGUUCGGUUCUGUAGUAGUGGCCAUAUUUACACUAAUCCAGUCUAUGAUGUGUCUCAUAGCCAGUAUCAUAGGCAUGGAGAAUCAGGAGGCAAUACAAAACCAACUGGACCUCUGGCUCAGAACUUAUAACAUGCUAUUCAUGAAAGAUGCAUUAGAUGAUAUGAAGAGAGGACCUGAGAUCUAUUUAAUUGGUUUCAUCACAUAUCUCUCUUUACAUUCUUUUUCCUGUUUUCUCCUGUUAUAUGGUGCACUGAAAAUAUCAGUGUGGUUCGUGUACCCAUUUCUUAUGCUGGAAAUUGCUCGGCUAAUCUUCUUGACUGUUGGCUUUGUUAUUACCAUGUUAUUGGUAGAAGAGAACAUCCUGAACCUUGGGGUCCUCAUUGGCAGCUGCUCUGGAGGAGGAUUUGUCCUAUUAUUUUUGUUCUACCUGUGGUUCUGCACCCUGAGCUUCAUUCAGAUUGUGAAGGAACUUGAAUAUAAAAUGGGUCACUGUGAAGAAGAAAACAUGAACUUAAAGGAGUACCAGGGAAUAAAUGUACUUCAGCCUGGGACAGACUAUUAUUUAAAGGGUGGAGGCUUUGCUCCACUUUCAGACUACAACCAUCGCUACAAUGAGAAAUCCAUCAGUGAGAAUCUCAACAUCAGACAUAAUGUAGGGAGUUAUUACAGUAAUGUAAUGGCCAAACCUGUGUAUUAAAAUAAGUCCUGGCAUGUUUCAUUAAAGUGUCAGGGUACUUCAAAUGAAAACAACUAUUCUGUUAUAAAAAUCCUGUAUUGAUUCAUAGUACAAGUAACUCAUAUAGUUUUUCAAUACUGUCACUUUCUUCUUCAAUGCAUAUUUUCCAAAGAUUCAUGAUGCACAUAUUUAAAUACAGUUUUCUUGGCCCUUUUCCUACUUUUUUUCCCCCACACACUUCACUCUCCCAUAACUACAAAAGUUGAUUCCACUGAGCAACCAAAGAGAUGUUCUUUCUCAGUGUAAAGCCUGGUGAAGACAUGUGGAACAAUUUCUGUGCACAAUUCUUUGAAUGUUGCAGUAGUCACCCUACAGGUAUGCAGACAUGCAUUAUAAAGCUGCAAACAGGUGCCCAUGCACCACAUUCCAUAUCAUUUCACUUAAUGGGCUGGCUUUAGAUUCUAAUUCAGAAACUUACAAUAUAUUUCACUUCUUACUGUGGGUACCUUUCUUCAGGAACUCUUGUCAUUAUGAUGUUCCUGUCCCAGAAAGUAGUCAACAUGACAUUUCCAUAUAUAAGAUAUGAAUUUUUCAUGAUGGUGAAUGUGGGAAUUAUGGUCUUCUGGGAUAUGAAGCAGUGUAGUUUAGUAGACAGCUGUCAAAGUUUAGAGGAGUCUGCUGGCCCCAUCUUAGAGAAUCUGUAGGCCAUCAUAUUGGAGAAAGCCACAAUCUUACUUAUUACAAUACCAGAGGUUUCAUCAUGAAACAAAUAGAAAUUAUGAAGGUUUCUAUUGUCUUAUUUCUCUUCUGAAGUACAUAAUAUUAAAGAGUUUCCUAUUCAAUGAACAAUCACUUACAGGACAGCGAUAACCACAAGUUCACACAUUAGCAGUCAAUAACCCAACAAUUCAGUUACAAAGUUAAUUUCAAUUCACAGAUUUUAAAUAUAAAUUAUUUUCUUACUGACCUUUGACAUACUGAUACAGUGAAAACUCUAUGUUGGAACACAUUUUUAAAAUAUUAUUUCCAUCAUUAGGUGUUCACUUGAAAUUAUUCUGAAUAUAGUACUCACUGAUAAACAUAAUGACAAUACUAACACAUUAUCACAUAACUUGAAUAACAGGACAACAGAAAAGUUACAAUGCACUAUCUGGAAGCAAAGUGUGGUAAUAAAGACAAAUCUAUAGCCAUUGUUCAUCUGUUAGAUAUUAGUUAUAUCUUUACCUAGUACAGACCUAUGUGCAAUGUAACUGUUCUGUGGCCCUGUUAUUCAAUGUAUGUGAUAAUGACAAUACUAACAGAUUAUUAUUAUUAUUGGAGGGGGGGUGAGUUUCCCCAUGCACCACAACUAAUAGUCUAUUGUACGUCCCCCU
Cryptotermes secundus is the source of this 2704-nucleotide messenger RNA. RefSeq lists its product as uncharacterized. NCBI's taxonomy places the organism in Eukaryota, Metazoa, Arthropoda, Insecta, Blattodea, Kalotermitidae. Bases 615 to 1352 code for a protein of 245 amino acids. The record is from RefSeq and is a predicted model, not a curated record. The transcript has 6 exons.